Molecule: messenger RNA, 1323 nt
Organism: Rotaria socialis
Lineage: Eukaryota; Metazoa; Rotifera; Eurotatoria; Philodinida; Philodinidae
Source: the annotation of a GenBank genome assembly
AUGAAUGAAUCUAAUGUAUCAAAGACUACAAUACAUAACGGUGAUUGUAACCAUGAUAUAAUGGAAAAUUUUUCAACAUCUUCCAUUAUAUCAUGGACAACGGAUGAUGUUGAGAAAUGGCUUGAAUCUCUAAAUUUAUCUAAAUUUAUCGAUAAAUUAUGCAACGAGAAUGGAAUCGAUGGUUUAACAUUACUUCUCAUGAAAGAAGAUGAUCUUAAACAGUCUCCUCUAUCCAUCGAACGUUUAUGUGAUAUUAAAAAAUUAUGGUAUCAUAUACGUUUACUUCAAUGUAACAGCAACGAAUUUUAUUCGCAUUUAAAUAAUGAAACAAAAAAACAUAAUCAUUCAUCAUUAUCACCAACGCAUUUACUUGAAACAAAUUCACACAAUUCGAGUAGUUCAUGUCAAAUAAAUUAUAAAGAAAAAACUAUUUUCAAAACACCGACAGGAGAAAAACGUAAAACAUUAGUUAGUUUUAUUUAUGCAUUAAUUAGUGGACUAUGGACAUCAUUCAUUAUGGUAGUAGUACAUAAUCGUGUACCCAAUGUACAAAAAUAUCCACCAUUGCCUGAUCUAUUUCUUGAUAAUAUUCCUCAUAUAAGUUGGGCAUUUGCUGUCAGUGAAUUUUUAAUUCUUGUUAUGGGCAUAGUUUUUCUAUUAAUUUUAAUUUUUCAUAAAUAUUGGAGCAUCAUACUUCGACGAUUCUUUGCUCUUGGUGGUACUAUCUUUUUUCUUCGGUCAAUUACAAUGUUGGUUACAUCAUUGAGUGUACCCGGUCCUCAUCUUGAGUGUACGCCAUUGCAAUAUGGAACAACUCGAGAAAUCUUCACACGUUGGCUUCAAAUCUUUCUUUUUCAAGGUCUAUCAAUUCAUGGGAUACGUUCAUGUGGUGAUUAUAUGUUUUCAGGCCAUACUGUUAUGCUAACAUUAUUAAAUCAUUGUAUAACUGAAUAUACAACAUCUGAUUUUUAUGUUGUACAUCUCAUUUCAUGGUUUUGUAAUAUAUUUGGUAUGAUGCUAAUUUUAGCAGCACAUGAACAUUAUACAAUCGAUGUAUUCAUUGCAUUCUUUCUAACAAGUCGUCUUUUUCUUUACUAUCAUUCAUUAGCUAAUAAUGCUGUUUUACACUCAAUAUCAGAUAAUCGUUUAUCAAUAUGGUUUCCAAUGUUUUCAUAUUUUGAAAAAAAUAUCCAAUGUAUGGUGCCCAAUGUGCUACAUAUACCAUGGCCAUUAACAUUGAUUUAUUCGAAUACCGACGAAAAAGAAGAUAAAAAUUUUCUUUUAGAAUAUCAUAAUGAAAGAGACAUUCGUAAACGUAAAUAA